Molecule: messenger RNA, 1779 nt
Organism: Pimephales promelas (fathead minnow)
Lineage: Eukaryota; Metazoa; Chordata; Actinopteri; Cypriniformes; Leuciscidae
Source: RefSeq, a predicted model, not a curated record
UAGUGCCAACCCCCAAGCCAAGAAUUUUCCCAUUGCUUAUUUUGUGCGUUUCUUUCCUAAAUCAGGGCUGGAUCCCACAACUGGAGAUUUGCGCGAGAACCUUUUAGAACAUGAACUUGUGUUUUCUGGCAUUCCUCCUCCUCUGUUAUGCCAAGCAAGGAUGGACGGAAGAUGCGAAAGAACCAGAGGAUGGAAGAGAUCCUGUAAUUCCUCUCGUCCCACUGAUGCCAAGUAAACCCAUAUCAGAUUUGGAAGGCACUCUUGACCCCACCAUAACAAAAGCACACACGAGUACUCCAGAUGGCCUGGAAGCAGAUCCUUCAGCCACGGUUCCCUCUCCUGGGCAGAAAGAGGGCUCCUCUGAGGAGGACCUUGAUUCGCUCUGUGAUGGGGAAAUGUCUAGCCAACAGAUUAAAUUGACCAUAGGAAAUGGCAUUAUGAAGCUUGGCCUUUGGUUCCUGGAAAACCUGAAGCCUAGUCCUGAGCAGCCCAAUCUCAUCAUUUCCCCUCUUAGCUUGUCCGUUGCACUCUCACAGCUAGCGCUGGGAGCGACAAAUGAGACAGAAGAGCUGCUUCUACACCACCUGCAUGCAGACGCACUGCCCUGCUACCACACUGCACUCAGCAGCCUCCUGCGCAACUUCCGCAAAAGGAGCCUGUCAUUCGCCAGCCGCAUCUAUCUGCAAACUGGAUUUAAAGCAAAACAGGAGUUCAUGGAAGAUUCUCAGAAACUGUAUGACUCAGAGCCAGCCAUUUUGACUGAUGUUAAUGAGAUCAAUGAAUGGGUUAAGAAAGCCACAAAUGGUCACAUCUCAGAGUUUCUGUCCAGUAUUCCUCCCAGCAUUGUUAUGAUGCUGAUCAAUGCAAUGCACUACAAAGGAGAGUGGCUCACCCGCUUUGAUCCUCAUUUCACCUCAACUGAGCCCUUCUACAUAGAUGAAAACCAGAUUGUUAAUGUGGACAUGAUGCUUGGGCCAAAGUAUCCUCUCAGUGUUUUCCCCCACCGUGAGCUGGAUGCCCAGGUUGCUCGAUUCCCCUUUAAAGGUGACAGGAGUCUAGUGGUGGUAAUGCCAACAUCUGGACAUGUGAAUGUGUCAGCCAUUGCAGCUAAGCUCAAUAUCUCAGAUCUGUAUAUUCGAUUGCCACGAGAGAGAAACAUGCAAGUCAAACUCCCAAAAUUCAAGCUUGAUUUCAAACAGGACCUCCAAGAGGCCAUGACAAGCAUGGGUCUAGGAAUGCUAUUUAGUCACCCGAAGCUGGACCGCAUCUCAGAGGGCCCCUUGUUUGUGUCCAGUGUGCAGCAUAUGUCCAGUAUUGAGAUAAACGAAGAAGGGGCAGAGGCAGCGGCCGCAACAAGUGUGGUCAUCUCACGUUCCAAUCCUACAUUUACUGUCAAUCAGCCAUUUUUCUUUGCCCUAAUGGAUGACCUGAGCCAAACGCCAUUUUUUCUGGGAGUAAUUUCCAACCCAAACCCUGGAGCAUCCACUAUGGUCACAAACCCUGGAAAUUCAGAUAAAACUAAUGACAAGCCAGUAUCUUUUGAAGUUGAUCCAAAGUAGUUUUCAUAGUUUUAGCAGAAUGAGUCCGUAAGUGAUUUUUGACUGCAUAGUUGGUCCCCACUGGGAAGCAAAUUAAGGACAUAUUUUGUAAAAGUACAUUGAGGUCUAUAAGAUAAUUUGAAAUUACUCCCCCUUAUGUGAAUUAAUGUUGUCCUUGCUAAUCUUGUUAAAAAGUCAUGAUUUUCUUUUUUUAAUUAAAGACACUUUUAACAGAAAUUCA